CCCCCCCCCCCCCCUUUCCCACCGCAUCUGCCCCUUCACCGACACGAGCGUCUGGGCAUGAUUCGACAUGCCAGGGCCUACUUUCGCCCUAGCCUUUACACACCUCACGUACCAUAGAUACAAAAGCACAAAAAAAGCGAAAAAAAGAGAUUUUGCUGUCUCAUAUUGCCUUUGAUACCCCCCCUCAAAAAUCCCCCAUGUCUUUUUAUGGUUUGGAUGUUUCAUAUUCCUGUUCCUACCUAUUUAUGUCUCCUUUCCCUCGCUUUCACCUCCCCCCAUUUCCUUUUAUUUUUGGCGCUCAUCCUUGUUGGUGCUCCGGCCAUCGCCCUGGUCAGUUGGUGAUGGAAGGGCAGAAGCAGGAAGCAGAUGUGGCAGCCGUCACUCUUUGUGUGACAAUCGAUGUGAUGUAUCUUGAAUGGACACUAGGUCUAACUAUUUACAUAAAAAUUCAAAUAUGAAUGCAUAUUUUGGGCUUUGCUG
This is a messenger RNA of Aspergillus wentii DTO 134E9, 480 nucleotides long. RefSeq lists its product as uncharacterized. Bases 246 to 458 code for a protein of 70 amino acids. NCBI's taxonomy places the organism in Eukaryota, Fungi, Ascomycota, Eurotiomycetes, Eurotiales, Aspergillaceae. The record is from RefSeq and is a predicted model, not a curated record. The transcript has a single exon.